CACAAACAGAAGCAGGAAGAGAGUUAAAGUGAGGUCUGUGAACACUAGGAAGUAGUAGUUCUUGCUGGUGCCUUGGUCCUUGACACACAUUUAACGUAACAGGCAGAUUCUAACUCUCAUGGCUCUUCAUCUCUCCCUCCUCCUCCUCCUCCUCAUCUUCUACAGACUCUCAGCAGGUAAGGUGGGGCAUGUGUCUGUGCAAACAGGAGGCUCCAUCACCUUCCCAUGUCGCUAUGAUCUGAAUCACAUCAACCAUGUGAAAUACUGGUGUAAAGGAUUAGGUUGGGCUGUAUGUUCUUAUGUAGUACGCACUGACCAUCCUAAGAGCCGUGGUAAGACCUCAAUCUCUGAUGACAUCACCCAGAGAGUCUUCACUGUGACCAUGACUGACCUGACGUCAUGGGACUAUGGGAAUUACAGGUGUGUUGUGGAGAUCAAUGGAGGACCAGAUAUCAUGAUACAAUGGUUCUACCUAUCUGUCACUCCAGGUACUCCAGAACUCUAUGUGGACCAACAGGAAGUGACUGGAGUAGAAGGAGGGAGUGUCACUGUCCGUUGUUACUAUAGUAACUCUGGAGAUAUAAAGUGGUGCAGGAUGGGUGGUGAUUGUGUGAUGUGGUAUUCUUGGACUUUACAUGGAACAUCAGUGACAUUAAAGCGGACUAGUGAAGCCAACAACAGAAAAGCCUUAACAGUGACUAUGAGUGGACUGAAGAUGGAGAACACUGACUGGUAUUGGUGUAGAGUGGGAGAACUAGAGAUGCCUGUUCACAUCACUGUCAGUCAACAAACUGCAACACAGAGAACCUCUAAGAUGUCCUCAACAACCCAAGAUCCAACCACUCAACAACCCUCUGCCUCUCCAACUGCUGAGCCUGUUCAGACUGACAACACAAGUCAAGGAGCUGAGGGGAACAUGGAGGAAGUCCACCAGAGGUCCAUAGAUGUGAAAGUCCUACUCAUCUCUCUGGGCAUGUUGGUGGUGCUGACAGCUGGUAUCCUAGUAACAUGGAAGAUGUGGAGAAAGCAUAAAGACAAUAAAGCCGAGAACCAGCCAAUAAUCACCUCAGCGGACCCAUUUCCUGACAAUGAUGCUGUAACGUACAGUACUGUCGUCCUAAAGAGGAAGACCCAGCAAAAGUUACAGACCAAGUCAGCAGAACCAGAUGAUAAUGUGGUCUACAGCUCACUAGCUCUACAGGUGACCACACAGCAGAGGGCAGCAGCAGCACAAUAGUGACUGACGAGAAGACCUUGGUUGAGUCCUUUUACUGGAAGGACAGAACACUCCCCUCUCCUGUGUUACAUCUAUCUCCCUCCAAUAUGAUUCUGUCAUACCUCUUAACCCACCCCAGAAAGACCCCUCUAUUCUUUAGUGUAAUAAACUACUGAAGACAGUCUGCUGUGUUUGUUUUC
Molecule: messenger RNA, 1416 nt
Organism: Salvelinus fontinalis (brook trout)
Lineage: Eukaryota; Metazoa; Chordata; Actinopteri; Salmoniformes; Salmonidae
Product: polymeric immunoglobulin receptor-like
Source: RefSeq, a predicted model, not a curated record